AUGAAGGAUUACAUCGAUCAGGGUCACAUGACGGUUAUUCCCCAGAUUCAAGUAAACAAAAACGCGGGUUUCUAUAUACCUCACCAUGGCAUAGCGCGGACGGAUCCGGAUAAUGCAAAAUUUCGCGUCGUGUUCGAUGCGUCGGCCAAAUCGUCGAACGGAAAUUCGUUGAACGACGUCUUACUCGUGGGUCCUAAGUUACAGGCGGACAUUGGCGCCCUUUUGAUGGUAUUUAGAACACACAAUAUAGUUUUUACGGCCGAUAUUAGACAAAUGUAUCGGCAAAUUGCAGUGGCGGAAUCUCAACGGUUAUACCAAAAAAUUCUAUGGCGUUUUUCGCCGGAACAACCGAUCAACGAAUAUUAUUUAAAUACCGUAACAUACGGGGUGUGCUCCAGCCCCUAUCUAGCAAUCCGAACUUUGGCCCAACUCGUAAAGGACGAAGGGCACGCGUUUCCACUCGGAGCGCAGGUACUUAAGUCAUGUAUUUAUGUAGAUGAUGUGGUAGCGGGCGCAUCAUCUAUCGAGGAUGCACGCGAGACGCAAGAACAAUUAAUCAAAUUAUUGAAUAAGGGAGGCUUUGAGCUACGCAAGUGGGCGAGCAAUAGUCAAGGUCUUGUGAACUCAGUUCCCACAAGCCACCAACGGCCAUACCAAUUCCCAUUAGAGAGCCCCGGAAUGAUUAAACUAUUAGGGCUUCAGUGGUGCCCACCGGCAGACAUAUUUUCAUAUACCAUUAAUCCCAAUAAUCGUCCGUGUACCAAACGCAACAUUCUAUCCGAAAUUGCGCGAAUCUAUGAUCCGCUAGGUUUUCUCGCACCCCUUACGUUGAUGGCUAAACAAUUAAUUCAGACGCUGUGGAGUAUCGGCAUCGGUUGGGGCGAUACACCGCCGGCUGAAAUUGUCCAUUUAUGGAAUUCCUUUCAGGCUCAAGUUCCGGAAUUGGGUAAGGUCUCAAUACCGCGUCAGUGUGCUGAUGAUGGGGCCCUUACUUCUGAACUUCAUGGUUUCGCGGACGCGUCGGAGCGGGGUUUGGGGGCCGUGGUUUAUUUACGCCAAUCCCGCCCAACAGGAGAAAUUCGGGUCUCUCUAAUCGCCGGAAAAUCCCGCGUCGCUCCUUUGAAGACGGUUUCACUUCCACGUCUGGAGCUAUGCGCUGCGGUACUAGCGGCCGACUUAUUAUCAUUCGUCCGUGAAACUCUCAAGGGUGUUCUAAACAUACACAGGGUGUAUGCGUGGUCGGAUUCUAAAGUUGCGCUAACAUGGAUUAGGUCGCCGCCCUAUCGUUGGGCCACUUUUGUCGCGAAUCGGGUCGCGCACAUCCAAGAUCUGUUGGAACCGUCGGCAUGGAAUCAUGUGAGCGGGCGUGAUAACCCGGCCGACUGCGCAUCGAGGGGGUUACUCCCCCAGGAGCUUGUUACACAUCCGCUAUGGUGGGCGGGUCCCACAUGGUUGGCAGGUACUGAGUGGCCGCCACAAAUCGACUUAGAAGUUCCUACCGGUACGGAACUUGAAGCCCGGCAAAGGGUUCUCAUCAGCCGCGUGAUCGAAGAAUGGCCGAUGAUCCUAUUAAAUCGAUUCUCGUCACUUCGAAAAAUUGAGGGAAUCAUCGCGUACUGUUUGCGUUUUGUUCAAAAUUUAAGAAUUCCAAAGGAGGAAAGAGAGUCGGGACCGUUACACAGGAGGGAAUUGCAUCGUGCCUUGUUGGUACUUGUGCGAAUGGUGCAAAGUAAAGUAUUUGCCAAUGAAAUUCGUUCAUUGAAAAAGAAUGGCACAUGUUCAAAACCAUUCCGCAAACUGUCCCCAUUCCUCGACGACGGUUUGAUUCGCGUCGGCGGAAGAUUGCAACAAUCGGAAUUGCCCUAUGAAGCUAAGCACCCCUUGUUAUUACCGCGAUCGCACCGUCUCACCGAACUAAUCAUAGAGGCCGCUCAUCGGACACACUUGCAUGUCGGAUUCCGGACAUUACAGUAUUUGUUGUUGCGUGAAUUUUGGAUUCUGUCAAGCCGACGCGCCAUCGAACAUACCCUUCGACGAUGUAACAGAUGCUUUCGCGUAAAUCCAAAGCCAAUAACGCCGUUUAUGGGUGAACUACCGAGGCCGCGAGUAACGCAAGCAAAGGUUUUCACGCACUGUGGAGUGGACUUUGCUGGCCCUUUCUCCAUUACAAUGGGACGGCGUCGGGGUGCGGCGCGGUUGAAGGCCUACGUCUGCGUUUUCGUCUGUUUUGCGGUAAAGGCCAUCCACCUGGAAUUGGUGUCUAACUUGACUUCGGAAGGGUUUUUGGGUGCAUUACGUCGUUUAGUGGCGCGUAGAGGACAAUGUACUGACAUUUAUAGCGAUUGCGGUACAAAUUUCGUGGGCGCCAAUAAUGUGCUUCAGAAAUAUAUGCAAGCAGCGGCCGGUAGCUGCGGCAUCAAAUGGCAUUUUAACCCCCCGUCGGCCCCCCAUAUGGGAGGAUUAUGGGAGGCGGGCGUUAAAUCGUUCAAAUCGCAUCUUAAGCGCGUGGUAGGCGAGCAACUCCUAACAUUCGAAGAAUUUAGUACCGUAUUGGCGCAAAUUGAAGCCGUGUUGAAUUCGCGACCCCUGUGUCCCGUCUCCGCAGAUAACCCCGAAGAUUUGUCGGUUCUAACACCCGGGCAUUUUUUAACCACAGGACCGUUAGUGGCCGUUCCCGAUGAACCGUUGGAAGCAAUGCGGUUAAAUCGGCUAAGUAGAUGGCAGCUCGUGCAACGGUUGCACCAGGAUUUUUGGCAUAGGUGGCAACAGGGUUAUCUCCAUACAUUGCAGCAACGAAAUAAAUGGAACACGUCGAAUAACCUACCGUCGAUAGAUACGCUGGUCGUAAUCAAGGGUGAUUCGGUGGCCCCGUUGCAGUGGCAACUUGGCCGAAUUGUCGCGCUGCACCCGGGAAAAGACGGCAUAGUGCGAGUUGCACAAGUACGUACCACUAGCGGCCUGAUCACACGUCCUCUAGUGAAGCUGUGCCCGCUUCCUCGUCAAUAG
Messenger RNA from Zophobas morio, 3006 nucleotides. RefSeq lists its product as uncharacterized. Gene Ontology annotation, biological process: DNA integration. Gene Ontology annotation, molecular function: nucleic acid binding. The coding region runs from base 1 to 3006 and encodes 1001 amino acids. The transcript has a single exon. NCBI's taxonomy places the organism in Eukaryota, Metazoa, Arthropoda, Insecta, Coleoptera, Tenebrionidae. The record is from RefSeq and is a predicted model, not a curated record.